CUUUGGUAUUUAUAUAUUUACAUAAGAUUAGAAUAGUUUGUUAAACCCCUGGGUUUCGUUCCUUUCAUUACUUUUCUUUUGGUUAUUGUAUUUUGCAUUUAUUUCGAUUAUUGGGUUUCAUCAACAACCAUGGAUUUUGCUGUAGUAAAAGGAGUAGCAGAGAAUGGUUUAACUGUGGAGUGGAUCAAACGUAAGAAUCUUGGCCUGGGUUCCUAUGGAGUUGUUCAUUUAGUGAAACCGAUAAACUAGGUUUAUGAUGACGAUCAAGUUUUUGCUGUGAAAUCUUGUCUUCACCAAGAUUCUUGUUCACUUCAAAAGGAACUAGAAAUCCUUGAGCAAUUUGCUGGUUGCGGUACAAUUGUUGAAUUCUAUGGGGAUAUGUUGAGCAUUGAUCAAGGGAUGUUGGUUUACAACUUGUUCCUUGAAUAUGCUCCUGGUGGUAGUCUUUUGGAUUUGAUGAUCGAGAAAUAUGGGGGCUACAUACCCGAAUGCGAAGCCAAGUGCUACGCAAGAAUGCUGCUUGAAGGGGUUCGGGAUAUUCAACAGAGAGGCUGUGUCCAUUGUGCUCUCAAGCCAGCAAAUAUCCUUGUUUAUCCUCCUGAUCAGUAUGGUUCCAUUAACAGUCUAAAGAUUGCCGAUUUUGGCCUGGCUAGGCUACCUGGAGACAGAGAUAUGGCAGAGGUAGGAACUUUUCCAGGUACUCCAGUUUACAUGCCACCAGAAACUGUUUUUGAUGGGAAAAUCAGUGCUGCUUUGGAUAUAUGGUCCUUAGGAUGUAUUGUUCUUGAGAUGAUCACCGGAAAAACUACCAUGGGAAUUUCAGGACCCGAGGCAUUUGGCGAUCAAGAUUGCAUUUUCGAGAUAUCCACCAAAAAGACCCAAACCAUGUCAAGCACAGGGAAAGAUUUAUUGAUGAAAUGUUUUGCAAGGGAUCCUAGUGAAAGGUGGACUGCUGAUAUGCUGUUAAGCCAUCCUUUUACCCUUCCAGAAUACCCUUUGUGGCCAUCUCCAACAAAAUCUCUUCACCAUGCUCAAGUUGAUAGUUGUCCUCCUUCCAUGGUGGAACUUGACGAUGUGUGCCUAGCUAUUUUUUGAUAAUUGAAUUUUUAUUAUCCAAAAACAAUAGUCCGGAGGGUACCAUCAAUCUCCUUAGCAUUUUCCAAUCUUUCAUUUCCACCAUUAAUGUCAUCCUUUAUAUCAUUAAAUUCACGAUCUGUUGCAGACAAUUUCUUUGGAGAUUUGGUUUCAUUACUUGUGUCCUAGACCUCUGUAUAAAUGUAUACUUUUUCCUAGUCUUAACCAAGCAGUUUCCUAUCAUAGUUGUAGUUUCUGUAUUGAAUG
Durio zibethinus is the source of this 1341-nucleotide messenger RNA. The record is from RefSeq and is a predicted model, not a curated record. NCBI's taxonomy places the organism in Eukaryota, Viridiplantae, Streptophyta, Magnoliopsida, Malvales, Malvaceae.